This is a messenger RNA of Engraulis encrasicolus (European anchovy), 4382 nucleotides long. It is a transcript of the gene pygl, whose product is annotated as phosphorylase, glycogen, liver. The record is from RefSeq and is a predicted model, not a curated record. Gene Ontology annotation, molecular function: glycogen phosphorylase activity; pyridoxal phosphate binding. The coding region runs from base 37 to 2601 and encodes 854 amino acids. The transcript is spliced from 20 exons. Gene Ontology annotation, biological process: glycogen catabolic process. Gene Ontology annotation, cellular component: cytoplasm. NCBI's taxonomy places the organism in Eukaryota, Metazoa, Chordata, Actinopteri, Clupeiformes, Engraulidae.
UGCUGGUCCGAUAGCAGAAGAAGGAAGUCUUGCAGGAUGACAACCCCUCUGACCGACCAGGAAAAGCGCAAACAGAUCAGCAUUAGAGGAAUCGUCGGCGUGGAAAAUGUUGCCGAGGUCAAGAAGGGCUUUAAUCGACAUUUGCACUUCACUCUGGUGAAGGACAGGAACGUGGCCACACCGCGCGAUUACUACUUUGCCCUCGCGCACACCGUGCGUGACCACCUGGUGGGUAGAUGGAUUCGGACGCAACAGUUUUACUACGAAACUGACCCUAAGAGGGUUUACUACCUGUCCCUGGAGUUCUACAUGGGCCGAGCCCUGCAGAACACCAUGAUCAACUUGGGGCUGCAGAAUGCCUGUGACGAGUCCAUCUACCAGUUGGGCCUAGAUAUGGAGGACCUGGAGGAGAUGGAAGAAGACGCUGGCCUAGGGAACGGAGGAUUGGGUCGACUGGCAGCCUGCUUCUUGGACUCCAUGGCCACACUGGGGCUGGCUGCGUAUGGGUAUGGUAUUCGCUAUGAGUAUGGCAUCUUCAACCAGAGAAUCAAAGAUGGCUGGCAGGUGGAGGAGGCAGAUGAUUGGCUGCGGCACGGCAACCCCUGGGAGAAGGCCCGCCCUGAGUACAUGCUGCCCGUGCACUUCUACGGGAGAGUGGAGGAGACAGAGGAAGGCUCAAAAUGGGUUGAUACUCAGGUGGUUUUAGCGAUGCCCUAUGACACUCCUAUUCCAGGCUACAUGAACAACACAGUCAACACCAUGAGGUUGUGGUCAGCUCGCGCACCCAAUGACUUUAACCUCAAAGACUUCAAUGUCGGAGAUUACAUCCAAGCUGUGCUGGACAGGAACUUGGCAGAGAACAUUUCUCGUGUUCUGUACCCUAAUGACAAUUUCUUCGAGGGCAAAGAGCUGCGUCUGAAGCAGGAGUACUUUGUUGUGGCGGCCACCCUUCAAGAUGUCAUCCGCAGGUUCAAGACCUCCAAGAAGAACAGUGGUGGCCCCCUCUCUUUCGACACCCUUCCGGAAAAGGUUGCCAUCCAGCUGAAUGAUACCCAUCCCGCCAUGGCCAUCCCUGAGCUCAUGAGAAUCUUUGUGGACAUCGAGAAGUUGGAUUGGGACACGGCCUGGGACAUCACCAAGCGGACGUUUGCCUACACCAACCACACAGUGCUGCCCGAGGCCCUGGAGCGCUGGCCAGUGCAGCUGAUGGAAACCCUCCUGCCCCGACACCUGCAGAUCAUAUACCGCAUCAACCAAGAGCACCUGGACAACAUCUCCUCUCUGUUCCCUGAGGACAUGGAGCGUAUCCGGCGCAUGUCCCUGAUUGAGGAGGAGGGGGGCAAGAGGGUAAACAUGGCCCAUCUGUGCAUUGUGGGGUCGCACGCAGUCAAUGGUGUGGCCGAGAUACACUCCAACAUCAUCAAAACCGACGUGUUCCGUGACUUCAGCGAGCUUGAGCCAGACAAAUUCCAGAACAAGACCAACGGAAUCACUCCCAGACGCUGGCUGUUGCUGUGCAACCCUGGACUGGCAGACCUGAUAGCUGAGGCCAUUGGGGAGGAAUACGUUAAGGACCUCAGUCAGCUACAGAAACUCAAUGAGCUGGUAGAUGAUGACGCCUUCAUCCGAGAUGUGUCCAAGGUCAAACAGGACAACAAGCUGAAGUUUUCCCAGUACCUGGAGAGAGAGUACAAGGUGAAGAUCAACCCUUCCUCCAUAUUUGACGUGCACGUCAAGAGGAUCCACGAGUACAAACGCCAACUGCUCAACUGCCUCCACAUCAUCACCAUGUACAACCGCAUCAAGAAGAAGCCCAAUGCACCUUUUGUCCCACGCACAGUCAUCAUCGGAGGCAAGGCUGCUCCGGGGUACCACAUGGCCAAGAUGAUCAUCAAGCUCAUCACCUCAGUGGCAGAGGUGGUCAACAAUGACCCCAUAGUGGGCAGCAAGCUUAAGGUCAUCUACCUUGAGAACUACAGGGUGUCCCUGGCAGAAAAAGUCAUCCCUGCCACGGACCUGUCGGAGCAGAUCUCCACGGCGGGCACCGAGGCGUCAGGCACAGGCAACAUGAAGUUCAUGCUGAACGGAGCCCUCACCAUCGGCACCAUGGACGGGGCCAACGUGGAGAUGGCGGAGGAGGCGGGCGAGGACAACCUCUUCAUAUUCGGCAUGAGGGUGGAGGACGUGGCAGAGCUGGACAAAGAGGGGUACGAUGCCAUGAAGUACUAUGAGGAGCUGCCUGAGCUGAAGCAGGUGAUUGACCAGAUCAAGAGCGGCUUCUUCUCCCCUCGCCAGCCUGAGCUCUUCAAGGACAUCAUCGACAUGCUUUUCAAACACGACCGGUUCAAGGUUUUCGCUGAUUUUGAGUCUUACAUUGAAUGUCAGGAGAAAGUGAAUGUCCUCUACCAGGAUCCAAAAGAAUGGACCAGGAUGGUGAUCAAGAACAUUGCCGCCUCCGGAAAGUUCUCCAGCGAUCGCACCAUCACCGAUUACGCCAGGGAGAUCUGGGGGGUGGAACCCACCGACCUGAAGAUCCCUCCCCCUAGUGAGCCUCGCGAAGCCAUCGAGGAAGCAGCGCGGGCCCUGAAGCUGGACCAGUAGACUCCCAUCCACCCUCCCCAUAGAGUGCCUAAGUCUCCGCCCACUUCCGGACCCUUCACAAGGGCUGAGAAGUCAAACAUUUUGUCUGGGAUCUAAUGGACAAAUCAAAAAUACAGUAUCUUAUGAUCCACUUCGCCUUUUUCCCUGGAUCACACACACAAUUAAUGACAGCCAAUUGUGUGAUUGCCGACUUUACAAGCAAUCUGUGGGUUGUGUGCUUGCAAAAAUAUGUAAUUAUUUGGACUACACAAGAGAGGUCAAAUAUCUGAUGUGCUGAGCUGGACACAGUGGCCACAAUUGGGUUGGCUGCCUGACUUCAGCCUUGCACAAAGCGCAAAGUAACUUUUGUUGCCUGCCAAAAAGGAAUGGUCUUCUGAAGCUAAUCCAAUUUUUUUACAAGCCACUGCUAUCAUAAAUGAAAUCCAGGGCACAUGUCAAGGAGAAUCUGGAUUUUAGCUUGACCCUUUCCAUUCACUUCUCAUUCAAAAUGUUGGCAAGAUAUGACCCAUGGUCCCGAAGUAGAAGGGCGUGACUUUAGGCACUCUAUUCCACAGCAGUGUACCCAUGACCUUCUGUUACCAUAUAACCACAAGAAAGCAAAAACGUCCUGCUAUACUAAAAUGUAGAACCAAGCACACAGUCUCUUUUUUGUUUCUUUUGAAAAAGUUUUAAUGCUAGAGUCACUGAGUCUUAGCGCCUGUAAUACACUGUAUGUUCCUAUACCCUGAAUUUGGAUGAUGGUAGCAAUUGCUGUAACCUCUGUGUAGUGGUUGAGUAUCUUGUCAUGAAACACUGACUGACUGUUAGUCACACUCUAUUCAAAGACCAUUGACUACUGAAGUAUCGCCCUCAGAAGCAUCCCCUUGUCUUGUUCUGUGGGCUUACUAGGAGACUAACUUGACUAUUGCCAGAUAAAUGUAAUGUAGAUCCACAUAUUAAUUUGGGAUUGCACUUAAUGAGAAGGAUUUUAAAGGAGCAAGAGAUGAUUCAAUAACACAGUUGAAGUGGCUAAAUCAAUGUCAAAGCAUGAAUCUUCACUGUUGAUCCACCAUUGUUGUCUGAAUUCACCAAAAAAUCACCUAUGUAGAAUCCUGCUCGUUACCAAUUAUUUUUUGCUCUCUUGAAGUCUUCCCACCCGGUCGAUCCCAGAUGGAUGUAUGGAGCUCCGUGGAAUACCAUAUGGAGUCAGGGUUGCCAGGUUGGGCUGUUUCCUACCCAGUUGGACUGAUUGAAUGUCAAUCUGCAGGUUAAAAAAAACGCAUUGGGUGGGUUUUUCUAUAUGCCCAUAUAAAUCAAUAGAUUUUAGUCUAAAGUGUACAGGAUUUAGAGGCUCCAGCUGGUUUGCGAAAAUUAUUGAUCUGGAAAUCUACAGUCACAUCUGGCAACCCUUUAUGGAACUUGCAGAACUGAUCUAGCAAGCAUCAGGAGAAGACCAACCACCUUAUCUCAUGGCUGAUCUUUUCAGAAAACCUUGUUCUCUUAUUACCUUUAUUACCUUUAUUAACUUGUUACUGGUAUACAAUCUUCAAUUCUGUGCACUGCUGGGCACAUGUUUGCACAAAUAUUGGUACAUUCCAUCGUUUUCACCUCUCACAAUUCUUUCAACACCAAAAUAAGUCUUACCACACAUGCUUAACAGAGAAUUAUUUGAUAACUGGCCUGGCUUUCACAAGUCAGAAUGCACAUAACUUUUACAUCAAGUGCCUAAUAUUGUUCAUUUAUCUUAGAUUGUUCAGCCUAAACCCUUCAUCUUGCAAAAAUAAAAGCAACAUUUAACAACA